Aspergillus calidoustus is the source of this 687-nucleotide messenger RNA. The record is from the annotation of a GenBank genome assembly. NCBI's taxonomy places the organism in Eukaryota, Fungi, Ascomycota, Eurotiomycetes, Eurotiales, Aspergillaceae.
AUGCCAGGAAUCCAUGCUGAGCGGCCCUUGAAGAUCUCCAUUGACCGAGGUGGCACAUUCACCGAUUGUGUUUGUCGGGUUCAAGGACAGGAAGACAUUGUUGUCAAGAUUCUCUCGGUCGACACCAGAAACUACCCCGAUGCACCCACAGAAGCUAUCCGCCGUGUGUUGGAGAGAUUCUACGCAACACCAAUUCCUCGCGGUACCGAGUUGGACCUCAAAGAUGUCGAAUGGAUUCGCAUGGGCACGACGGUCGCGACCAACGCGCUCCUCGAGCGAAAAGGCGAGCGGACGGCGUUCCUCGUGACGGCAGGCUUCAAAGACAUUCUACAGAUCGGAAACCAAUCUCGACCGUACAUGUUCGAUCUUGCCAUUCGACGCCCCCAACCUUUAUUCUCCGACGUGUUCGAAGUCCCCGAGCGAGUUGUCCUGGCGCAAUGCAGCGAUUCGCAUCUCAGAAAUCUCAAGCUUCAACACCCAGAGCCCGUUGAAACCGUGCAAGGAACAUCUGGAGAAGCCGUACAAAUCAUUCAGCCGCUCGAUCUGGAAAGCACUCGAUUAUACCUGCAGCGAAUCUACGCGGAAGGCUUCCGAUCGAUUGCCGUCUGCUUCAUGCACUCGUACAUCUUCCCUCCGCAUGAGCUUCUGGUCACGACCUCGCAAAGGAGAUUGGAUUCGAGCACGUAA